Molecule: messenger RNA, 2901 nt
Organism: Closterium sp. Naga37s-1
Lineage: Eukaryota; Viridiplantae; Streptophyta; Zygnematophyceae; Desmidiales; Closteriaceae
Source: the annotation of a GenBank genome assembly
AUGCAUGAUGUGCUUCACGGACGUGUGGUGCGAUACGGUAACGGUUGGUGCGUGCAGGCGAUAUGUCUGGAGGGCGAGGCGGGUCCCACGGGGAUGACGGCGGGGCUGUCAGCAGCGGUGUGCGGCUCCAAGCUGUCCGUGCAGUUCCUGUGGAGCUUCUCCUACUGGAGCGCCUACUUCCUCACCUGGUCAGCCUGCAUGCCUUCCCACAUAAUCAAACUGCCUCCCUCCGCCCACGAUGAUGGUCUCACGUUCCCCGGGUAUGAGGACGCAGGGGACUUCACAGCAAAGGAGCGGCUGCGCACGAGUGUGAGGACGAACCUGAUGCUCAUCGGCAUUGUGGGCGCCGUGGCCGUGGUGGGCAUCAUCAUCCUGCUCGCCACCAAGGAGAUGGCCUGGGACAACAUAGUGUCGCUGGCCAUAGGGGCGUCGAACGCGUUUGCGCUGAUAACGGGCGCGCUGCUGCUGGGGUACGGGCUGGUGGAGAUCCCAAGGGGCCUCUGGAGCCACGCGGACCUGGCGGAGCGCCACAAGUGGCUGUCUGUGCGCGUGGCCCGGGCGGCGCAGAAGCUGGACCAGGCGCACCAGGAGCUCAGCACCGCCAUUGUGAUUGCUCAGGCGACCUCGCUGCAGAUGCCCCGUCAUGAUCCGCUGCGACCCAUGAUGGAGAUCAUCGACGCCAUGGCGAGUGAGGACGCAGGGUUCAAGCCAUCGGGCGGGCAGAUAGGCGAGAACGACAUGGACUAUGAUGCUGACGCCAAGAGCAUGGCCGCCCUCCGCCGCCGCCUGCGGAACGCCCAGGACAACUACUCGCGCUGCAAGACGGAGUACUGCACGGUGGUGUGGGAGGCGCUGCAGCUGGAGGAGACGUUGCACAACUGCUACCAGGGCACCGGCCGCUACACCUCCUACCUGCGCGCGCCCAGGAAGGGCUUCUUUGCUCCUCUCCUUGAUGUCGUGGAGUGGUGGUGGCGCUGUGCCAUCCGCAGCCACGUGGUGCGGGCCUUCGCGCUGCUCCUCGGCCUCAUCUCCCUCGCCAUCCUCUUUGCCGAAGCCACCCUGCUCUCCCAAAAAUGGGUCGACCUCUCGCUCUUCUCCGUGCUCGUGCGCGCCGCCGCGCUGCACGGGGAGGCGGUGCAGCUGAUAGUGUUUGUGCCGCUGGUGUACCUGUGUGUGUGCACUUACUUCUCACUCUUCAACCUCGGCAUCUUCUCCUUCUACUACCUCGUGCCCGCUCACACCGACUCCGUCUCGCUCCUCAUCAACUGCUCCAUGGUGUCGCGGUACGCGGCCCCCAUGUGCUACAACUUCCUCAGCCUCAUCCACCUGCGCCACUACAACUACGCCACCAGCUCCGUUGAACCCCUCGUCACCGUCUUUGAAAAGCGCAUGGGCGUGCUGCCCAAGUCGUUUGACCGCGUGUACCCGCUGUGCAUGGUGGCGUGGUCGCUGCUGAUCGCACUCAACGUGCACCACCGCCUCUUUGACUCCGUCACGCACCUCCUCUCGCACUUCCGCGGCCUCUACAGCCGCACCUGGCGCCGCCUGCGCUUCGACGACGAUGGCGAGGGGGACGAUGUGGGCGUGGACGGGCGUAGAGUGGUUGUCAAGGGCCACAUGAUACUGCAGAGAGAGCGGGCGACCAUAGAGCGCGGGCUGCCAGUGGGCGAGAGCGUGGUGCCCCUGGCACGCCAUUUCUCCUCCAAGGACCUCCAUGCCUCCUCCUCCGCCUCCUCUCUGCUCUCAGGACACUACUCCACCCCCACUAAGGUGCCUCACACGGACCCCAGCUCCUCCUCCUCCGCCGACCCGCUGCUUGACUCACGGCUGGCUGCGGUGAGGCCAGCAGGAGGCAAGCCUGCCGCUGACAGCGCCAGCACCAAGGACCUCGAGUCAGCGUCCUUGCUCAGAGCAGCAGACACCAGUUCCACUUCAGUCAAAUACUCUGGCAUCAUUGCUGCUGCUGGUUCAUCUGCUGGCGGCAGUGCCAGGAAGCCCCAGCGGCCUCCUGCAGGGGGUGCUUCAGGUGCUUCAUCAGGUGCUGCGUCCCCUGCAGCAGGUGUGGCAGGCAGGGUGGGGCUGGAAGCGAGCAUCAAGUCAAGCUCAGCAGGCGAUCUGCUUCCCCUCGGUCGGGAGAAGUCAAGGCAGGCCUCUGUCCCUGGCAGUCCCCUCUUGCUCUCUCGAGCCGCCUCUCCUCUUGUCACUGCCAGGCUUCCACCCAUCAGCACCUCUGCUCACUCCACUCCACACCACCUUUCCGCUGCUGUAGCUGCUGCUCCUGCUGGCAGUGUGACACCCACCCGCCCUCUCUCGCCUCCCUCUCUCCUCUCUUCUGCUCUGGGCCUAAGCUCUGCAGCAAUGGUGUCAACCCCACAGCGGUACUUCUGGGUCGGGCAGGCCACAGCAGCAAUGGCAGCAGGUGCAGGAGUGCAGCAAGAAUUGGGUACUCCGCAACGGAGCGACCAUGCAGUGGGUGUAUCACCUACAGAGUCCCCAUUAAUCUCGCCAGGCCAAAGAGGAGCCGCAGAAGGUUCCGGUUCAGGUGGGACCAUCCCUGGCAGCAGUAGCAGCAGCAGUCAUUGGUCUCAAACACUGCUGGAGUCGCGCUGGUCUCAGGCUGUCACAUCCCGGCUGCGUGAUGCCUCAUCAAGCAGCACAAUGGGCAGGCUGAGGGACAUUCUAGGAAGCCCACGGCCACACGAUAAAGACGAAGGGGGUGCAGAUACAACCGGAGGGAGUGGAGGUGGCUUGACACAAGAGGCUGCUCCGGAUCUGGACAGUAUUUUUGAGAGCUUGCAUGCACGGCGAGCUGCAGCGCACACGGACGAUGAUAUGGAUGAUUUUGAAGAUCAACAUGGAUUGCUAAAGACAGGAAGGGAGCAGCAAAGUAGACGGAAGUGA